Molecule: messenger RNA, 2412 nt
Organism: Drepanopeziza brunnea f. sp. 'multigermtubi' MB_m1
Lineage: Eukaryota; Fungi; Ascomycota; Leotiomycetes; Helotiales; Drepanopezizaceae
Source: RefSeq, a predicted model, not a curated record
AUGCCGGACGCUCCAAAUAUACCCGCGUUCACUAAGCUGGAUGAUGUGGAUGACUUUGACCGGAAAGACCCUGAAAAGUGGUUCAAGGAGCGCGCGCAGCAGGGGCAGGUUGUAAUGCCAUCCUCUUUCCUGUCCCCAUCAGAGGCCAAAGAAGAGGUAAAGAGUAGAGCUGCCAGUAUCUGGUCAAAUUACGAUCUACUGGGGCAGAUUCUUGACCGACACGAAGCCACAAUUAGGAAGAGAUGGUUGAAGAAGACCAAGAAACAGCAAAAGUCAAUUCUCCUUGCCGCUUGGCCAGAAAUGGCGCCGUUUCAUCGUCCAGACUUCGGCGCCCUUGAACUCGAAGCCUCUGUUGGUCGACCAGAUGGGAAGACGAAGUUUCGAGAGUGGUACUUGUGGCCUGUUAUGAACCUCGAGGAUUUGACCGUGAGAAGGAGCCUUUUACAUUUCCUUCACAGUCGGGGCCGUAAUCAACCGAGUGCUUUCGCCCGUUCGGAUUAUAUUCGUACCAAAAUUGCCCGCAGCACCGGAGCCGUAGGGGCUCCGUUAUUACUUGAGCAUACCAUUUACUUGGAUGGCGACACGGCAACUUCAUAUGGGAGACUUGCAUCAUGGAAGGACGACAUGAAUGCACUCGACGACGUGAUGCAUGAUCGAUCAUUCAAUUUCGGAUAUGGUCUGAUCACUCUCGAGAUUCAGGAUAGAAUCAUGCAGUUCCUCAUUGACUGCUGCAGGCUGAUUUUGCAUGAUAUGAACGAGUCCACCUCAUUGAUCGAUCCUCAAUUCGCCGUCCAGGGGACCCUGCCUCCCGUCACUACAGAUACAUCCGAGUACCCAACCACCGUAACACUCGCCAUCGAGAGGCAGUACCGCGCUCCCCGGAGUUUUGAAUACAAGCGAAUGCGGGGAAUUAUAGGUGCAAAGCUUUCAGAAGCAGAGGAUCACAUUUUGUUAUUGAGAGAAGACCCCUCUUACUAUAAAGAUACGAUAACGGAAUUUGGUCAACAUCGAAAUGAGAGGCUGAUAGACACCAACGGCCAUGAUCACCCUGUUGGCCCUAGAGGGUCACAAGACCAUGCGUGUUUCUGGGAACGAGUUAUCGCUCACAUGACCGAAGAUGCGUACCUCUCCCUUAUCGACUGGAACAUCAUUGAGAAGCAGCUCGCCGUUCUCGAAACUUUGCAGGAGAAGUACAUUAGUAUCAUUUCCCCCCAAAAACGGCUUCCUGAUGAAUACCUGCACGCAUUCUUAACUUUCAAGCAAAUGCUCAUGGAAGCUCAGAGGCGUGUCAUGAAGAAUCUCCAAAACGACGCCCCAGCCUCCCCACCUCUCCGAGGCCAUUAUGUCCGUCAACCUCCAAGCCCACAUAGCACUCUCACAAUCAUUCAGAUGUUGCCUUUAACCCUAGGCAGUGACAAUCUUCUUUUCAAGCUCCAGGCUCUUUCGGAUCCAGAUAAGACGCACCAAUACGGACUUUCUGAUAUGUUGGAUGACCUGGAACGUUUUAUCAUCGAAUACCCCGGCGAAAAGUGUCGGCUUUCAUCGCGGGUAAUGAACCUCAUCUCAAACUUGGGCUUCUUCGCUCAAAUCCGCGAUGAAAUCGAGAAUUACCAACCCUGGGCAUCAAGCAUGGAGUACGAAUUCUCCAAGCUCCACAAAGGGGUUGUGGAGGAGGUUUUCGAAAAAUUCAAGGUGCGACAGGUGAUUGAGAACAACAUAAUGUAUGUAUCCACGGGCCUUGAAACACUGGGGGCUCCGAUCAGCCCAUUCGAGGAUAGAGAUAUAAGAUUCUAUUACCCGAUAGAAAAGCAGCGCACGAAGGAAAAUCAUCAGGCGAUGCGCAAGGCCGAGCAAGAUUUGGAUGCCUUUUGGAAGAAGUUCGAUACGAAAUUUAGGUACAAGGUCGGUGAGACUCUCAAUGAGAUAGUGGGGGGUUUUUUGUUCGAGAAUCGUGACUUGAAAAGAACGCCAGAAUGGGUUGAGCCGAUCAAUAUCACCCCAGCGCCGAAGAGGAGCAAACAAGAAGCCACUGAAGAAUUAUUUUCGGGGCUUGACCUUGACACCAAGACUUCAGUUUCGACGAAGGUAUCCGCAACUGUAAAAACGAAAAACGGGACCGGAGGCCAGGCAAGCAACCCGCAGGCAGGCGCUGACGAUAGCGAGGCGGAAGCUCAACCUAGCAAGAAGACAACCAGGAGAACUCUUUUCUUCAUCCAUAAUCAGGCGGAUACGCCCGGUGAGAUCCUUUGGACCGACUCUCUUCAUGCGAUGGACAAGAUGGGGUUUCGUGUUGAGAAGCUGAUCCACGAGCCUUACCUGCAAUCUAAGAUCCCGUACAAGACCUCGAGGCAGAUGGGCAGACGGCUUAGCAGGGCUUAUGGCUGGCAUAUCGGCUGGUUUGUCAUGGCUUAG